AUGAGGAAAAAUUAUAUCAAAUUACAAUCUGAUUCAGAGUUUAAAUAAGAAGAAACCAAAACUUUUGAUGAAGUUAAAUACAAUAUCUUUAAGACUUAUUUUGCCUUAUUAGAAUCAAAAACAUUAUCAUAAAGUAAGGGUAUACUAAUGAUAUUGAUUUUGAAUUUACAAUUAAUAUUCAUGACUGCAAAUGAUAAGAAUACUGAUUUGUAAAGUGGAUUUAUUUCAAGUUUUUUACCAAUCAGUAAUUAUUUUUUACUUUAUCCUGUAUUAUUGUCAUCAGAUUCGAUUUUAUUUAAUAUGCUAUUCUUGGUUAUUGCUCUUUUAGUCUUAAUAUUCCUGAUCACAUCGAUUCUAUAUUUUGCAUCUACAAGUAAUUACGAUAAUCCACUGGUCAAAUAAUUGAGAUCAACUUGGGGAUUCAUUUCAGAAUUGACUGAUAAAAUAUUGGUCGUGCCAGUAUUUGGUUUGACAGUAGGCAACAUAGCUUGCAACUUUGAAAACAAUCAAACAGAAUGUUAUAGUGGUGUGCAUAUAGGGUUGAUAAUUAUGUCAAUAUUAUGCUCUUUGAUGUUGCUGUUAUUAGAAAUAUUGUAUUCUUAUUUGUUCUUUAAUUUUACUUUCAAAAUCAAAGACUCUGUGUCUAGAAACCCAUCUGGGAUGCCAAUCUUUUUUUUCAUUUACAGACUUGGAAUCACCAUAUUUUAAUCGCUAUUUGAUUUGGAAGUCCAAUAAACAUACACUAUAUUAGUGUUAUUACAUCUGAUAUUUGGACUCAUUUUGCUAUAUGACUCUCUAAAUAAUUUUCCAUAUCAUAAUAAAAAUGUCUCUAAAACCUAAGGUAUUUUUGCUUCUGCCUAUUUGUGGAUCAAUGCUACUUUUAUAGUUCUUCAACUAACUUCAAUUGAGAUGCUACAUGAAAAUGUAUUAGUGAUUGUUGGUUUGGGAAUGGCCUUCUUCUUAAAAUUAUUUCUGAACAUUAGAAAUUAUUUUGUAAAAGUGCUGAUGAAUAGUGAAUUAGAUGAAAUUCAGAGUGCUGUGUUAUUGGAUCUAAAAAUUAGAAAUUAUAACAUCUUAUCUAAGUCAGAUAAUGAAGAAAAGAAGAAUGAAUUGCUUUUAGCUUCUUUAUUAAAGAUCCAUUCUGAUAAAUGCAAAAAUAGUACUUGUCCAUGCAAAAAAAGGAGUGCACUUAUCGAUCCUAAAAAGAAAAUCAUUCAGAGUGAAAUGAAAGCAGCUUCAAUCACUGAUACAAAGUUAUUAAAACAGUAGAAGAAUGAUCAAAAUACUUAAUUACAUAAGGAUUUAGUGUUUGUCAAGCAUUUUAUUGCUAGAAUGGCUAAGGAUGGAUUAAAUAAGUUCAAGGAUUCAAAAUUAUUGUAUCUUGAUUACAUGUACUACAGAUUUGAAGCACUCAGAAUGUAUUCUUCAAUUUACUUUGAAAUUGGUAAGUUUGAAUCCAAAUAUCAUAAUGACAUGAGUUUGUCAAUUGAAUUCUGUCUAUAUAGACUAAGAGCAAGAAUGAAGAAGCAUUUAAUGAAUCGAAAUCAAAAAAGCGAGAUAUCUCGUAGAUUAUAAUUAGAAAAUGUCAAAGCCUUUGAUGAGGGGAUUAUAAGAUAAAAGGAAACUAUUAUGGAAGCAAAUAAACACCUAAACGAUCUUUGGGAAUCUCUGUGCGAAGAAAAGCCAGAUCUGAGCAAAUUGUUAGAUAUUGGGAACAAUGCUAUUAAAACAAUGCAAUUAACUAAUGAUUAGUAUGAGUUUUUACUUCAACUCAAUAAUUAAUCUUAGGAUCUAAAGAAUUUAAUGACUAUCUAUUCCAAUUAUUUAGCUUAUGAUGAUUUAUUGGCUAAGAAAAUCGAAAAAGAUAUUGACUAAGCAAAGGAUAUGGAAAAUGAUAAUUCAUUUUAAUAGGAUUUCAAUAUUUUGAUAAAGAAAUACCAAAUAUUUGAUAAGUAGAGCUGUGUGUUAUCAAUAUCAUCUUAGUUGGAAUCUUUGGGAUAAAUUACUUGGUGCAGUAGAAAUGUAUUUAAUGUGUUUGGCUAUGAUGAAACUGAUCUUAAAUCUAUGAAUAUCAAUUAGAUGAUGCCUGAACCUUUAGGUAAUUGCCAUAGUAAAAUUCUUAAGAAUUAUUAUGAAAAUGCAAGAGAAUUGUUGACCACUAAAAUGACACACAUUUGGGCUAUUGAUAGAGCAAAGAUACUGUUUUCAGCCAAUAUAUUUAUUAAGAUUUUGCCCUCUUUGUAAUCAUAUGAUAUUGUGGGAUUUGUCCAUAAGCUCAAUUAGGAUGAUUACAUAAUUGCAGAUGUGGAUGGGAUGAUUUAUGGAGCUGGGAGAAAAGUGUGUUAAGCUCUUGGAUUGCCACCUGAAAAGAUUUUGGAAACUAAGGUUAAUAUACAAUUGAUUGCUCCUGGAUUCUACUCAGUCUUUUCGGAUUACUUUUUAGAUUUCGACAUCACAGCAAAUAAACAAAAUGAUGGCAAGGGAAAGUUAUCAUAUGAUGAAUACAAUUCUGCAAAUAAACAAUUAGAAACUAAAGAUAUGAAAUAGGUUAUAUUCAUUCAAAAGGAAUUUGAAAAGAGAAUACAAAGUUUUGUUGAGUAUAGAACAAGACUAUUUAAGAAGUUUAAUAUAGAUAUUUUAACUAAGGAAUAGUUGUCAUAAGAAUUUGGAUAAUCGGGAAAUGAUUAGAAGAACAUUAAACUCAUUAAAUAAUGUGCUGAAUUCAAAAAGGAAUAUGCUGCCUUAUUUUAUAAGUAGAAUAAGAAAAUACUUAUUGAUUCUUUAAUUAAAAUGAUUAAAAUCAAAGUGUAAAUCAAAAACUUUACAUAUUGGAAUGGCAGUAAACUAUAGAGAUUAAAAAUUAUCAAAGUUAAUACCUAUGAGUUUAAAACCACUGAAUAUAUUAAAGUUAAUAGGAAGAAGAUUAAGGAAUAAGGAGAAAAGGUAACUUAAGUUUAUAAGAACUUUUAAGAUGCAUAUAACACUUUCAAAUAAAAAAAGAUGAAAUAAAAGAUGUAAGAGGAGUAGGAUAAUGCUGAAGAAAUAGAAGCAGGAAGAGCAGAUGGAGGAGAAGACAACCAAGAAGGCCAAUAAGCCAAAGGGUUUCUAAAUAUGUUUAAAAAGGCUAACAAAAAUAACAGAUCUUCUUUAUUAUAAUUGAAUGUCAAGAGAUUAGGUGGAAAGGGAAAAUAAGUAGAAGAUUAAGAACAAUUGAAGUAGGGUAUUUUAAUGACUCUCUUUAAACCUGUUUCAAAGAAAAAUAAAUUUAAGAGAGUAUCAAAACAAUAAGGCAGUAUGGCCUAAGUUUAAUAUGAAUCAAAACAAUUUAACAAUGACGAAGACGAAGAGAAUGAAAAAAAGAAAAUAGAAGCAACUCCAGAAUAACUAGAAGCUAUGAGAGCUUGUCCAGCUGUUAAUCUACUUUAAAUUGCUCUUAUCAAAGCUAAUAUCUUAGGUUAAACCGAUAUGAGUGCAUUUUUGGAAAAGAAAAAAAAGUUGUAACCAGUAGAUCCUCUAGCUCUUAAAUUUAAAAGAAUAAGAGAAUUUGUAGCUACUGAUAAAUUUAAGACAUUUAUUUAAGAAGAAAAGAAAAGAGCUGAGAUGAGUAAUGAUACACAUUCCACUAAUACUGAUCAAUAUGAUUAGGAGGAUAGAUCAUAGUCAUUUGAUGAAGAUCAACAAGAGGAAAGAGGGCUGUUGCAGAAUAUCCUAAAUAAUCAAGGAGCUAAUGAAGAAGAGAAGGCUGCAAUGCAAUCUGUUAGUAGUUCAACCUAAUCAUUAUAAGCUCAUAAUGCAUAAAGAAUGUUGAGAGAACAGUUAAAGAAUAUGCAAGCACCUACAAUUUUGAUUGUUGCUCAUUAUACUAUGGUAGUAUUGAGUUUGUUGUUAUUUUCUUUGAUAAUUUCUUAGUAUAUAUUAGCAAACAAUGAUUUUAAUGGAAUUAAAGAUGAAUUGUAUAUGUUUGAAAGAAUGAGUAACUACUCUGAUAAUUUAAUUGAAAUUUUGGAUGGUUAUUUUACGCUCUAAAUGAUAAAUGAAGGACCUCUAAAAAAUACAACUAUUUAUGGAUCUGAAUGGGUUGCUUAAUUUAGAAAAAUGAUUUUAUAAAACUAAAUUGAUACUGUCUAAUUCUUCUUGGAUGAUUAUAGUAAUGCUGGAACUCAAUCUAAAAGUGGUAAUGAUUUAAGGUAGUAUUUAUUUAUUUAAAUGAAUGCCAAUAUGCUUGUUAACAAUCAACCAACUGAAUUCUUAUUUAAUUAUGAAAACUAUGUUAGAUUAAUAUUGAAUGCUGCUAAUGCUACCAAAGAUCUAAACAUAUCAUCUUUCACUUUAAAUAGCAGAUAGGAUUACUUCUAUUUUAUCUAUAAUAAUUUGAAUGAAUUUGAUAAUAUCACAGAUUAUAAUUAUAAUCUAAUCACUUAAAUCUUGAUUAAAAGUAAGGAUUUGUUAAUAGAGAGAUUUUAUUAUUUCUGGUUUAGUUGCUUUGGUAUAUUGCUAUUAUUAUAUAUCCUUAUUUAUCCAAUUAUUCUGAAAACUAAAUUAAAAAUCUAAGAAACUUUGAGGAUUUUCACUAAAAUAUCUUUAGCAGAUGUUGAAUAUUAUUCAAAUCAUUACAAAAUGAUCUUCUAUAAUAUGAGAUAAAUUACAGAUACACCUUAAGUUUUGAAGAAAAUUGAAGAGGAAGUAACUAAAGGAACAGAAGAAAAGAAGAAAAAAGAUAAAGAAAAUAAUGCUAAAAACUUAGCCAGAUCAAGAAGUCAUAAGGGAAUUUAAAUAAAUAAGGUAGUGUUUUUUGCCGUAAUGACAUUUUGGUUGAUAAUCUUCUCUGGUUUAAUUUUUAUUAAGGAUUACUUCAUAAUUUUAUUUAGUAGCGAUUUAGAAGGUCUAUUUGCUUCUUAAGAAUAACAACACAGAUUAAAAUAUAAUUCUGAAAGAGACUUUGUCUAUUUCAAAAAUCUCUAUUACUAAUAAUAUAGUUCUUAGUUAAAUUCAACAUUACUACAACAAGUCUUGACUGAAAUAGAUAAUGAAAAUAUAUAUUCCAUAUUCCAAACCAUGUAUCAUUAAUUAGAAGGAUAUUCCACUGAAUUUGCUGAUUUAGUAGACUUUUAUAGUACAAAUAAUACAUGCAGUUCUAUUGCACCCUUAAUAAAUGGAUUUGUUAAUACAAGUCAAGCUUUAUGCGAAUAAAUUCUAGAUGGUAUAUUAACUGAAGGUUUGUUGAAUUUCUAUUAAAAAUUACAAUUGGAAAUGUAAAAUGGGUUGAAUUAAUUACUAACCUAAAAUAAGAAUUCCACCGAACUCAAUAGCUACAUAUCAUAAUAAAUGUUCUAAGAUUUUUAAUUAGGAUUACUUUAUGCCAAAUUGGCAAAUCAACUUAUGUCUAAUUUUGCAAGAAGUGCUCUGUAUACUGGAAUUGAUAAUGAAGUAGUAUUCAACUCAUAUUUUGUUAUUGUAAUCAACAUUUUGAUUGUAUUGUUCUUGUUUGUUAUUUGGGGAAGUGAGUAUUCUAAUUUAAAAAGAAACUCAAGAUGGGUCAAUGGAUUUAUCUUAUUGAUUCCCUCUUAAUUAAGAUCAGAGAAUAAACAUAUUAAUAGUUUCUUGAAAAAUUAAUUGAAAAUUCAAGGAUUAAUGUAUUUGUGA
Paramecium tetraurelia is the source of this 5643-nucleotide messenger RNA. RefSeq lists its product as uncharacterized. The transcript has 5 exons. NCBI's taxonomy places the organism in Eukaryota, Ciliophora, Oligohymenophorea, Peniculida, Parameciidae. The record is from RefSeq and is a predicted model, not a curated record.